AUGUUGGAUGACCAAAGCAACAAAACUCUAGGUAAAAGUUACCUUUUUGACUCUUUGUGUAUCAAAACUCUGCCAGUUGACUACACAAUGCAAUCGUGUUCAGGCAAGGUUACCAGAAGUUGGCGUGUUGCUGACAACCUUGUCAUCGAGCCAAUCAGUAACAAUCGUCAGUUGAAAUUACCACCUGUCUUGGAGUGCGACAACAUACCAAACAGUCAGACGGAAAUUCCUACACCGGAUAUCGCUCGUCAUUAUCCACACCUGCAGGAUAUUGCUCGAGACCUACAUCCGUUAGAUCCAUCUAUGGAAGUCCUACUGCUUAUAGGACGGGAUCUUCCAGAGGCACAUCACGUUAUUGAUCAGAGAUUAGGACCACCACGUUUUCCUUUUGCUCAACGAUCUCCUUUAGGAUGGACAAUUAUUGGAGAUGUUUGUUUGUCUGGAAAACACAUUCCACCAUUGCAUGUCAACAGAACUUUCAUCGAUAAAAGUGGUCGACCUACAAUGUUGGAACCAUGCAAACAAACGUUAAACAUACAGAACACUGUCAUCACUACGAACAAGACUGUCAUCGGAAAAACAGAUAUCUUCAAGAAAACACCAGAUGACAAUAAACUCGGCCUAUCGAUUGAAGAUCGCACUUUUCUGAAGAUUAUGGACGACAAGUUUCAUCUUUAUCCAACCGAAGGAAAAUGGACUGCUCCAUUGCCCUUCCGGCAAAAUCGUGAACAACUUCCAGACAACUACUCACAAGCACUGUUUCAAUUGGGUCCAUAUAUACUACCGGAUAAGGAACAUUGGUACCUUCCACUUUUCGGAGUCUACCAUCCUCAUAAACCGGAUCAAAUUCGUGGUGUCUUCGACUCCUCAGCGGAAUUCAAGGGUGUGUCCUUGAACCAACAGCUGUUACAAGGACCUGACUUCAUAAACAAUCUCCUGGGAAUUCUCAUUCGUUUCAGGAAGGAAAGAGUAGCCGUAGUUGCUGACAUUCAAAGCAUGGUUCACUCAUUUCUGGUGGAUGAAGGCCAUCGUGACUAUUUACGUUUCUUGUGGCACAAGGAUAAUGACUUUGAAAAACCACUGGUUACUUACCGCAUGACAGUUCACGUAUUUGGCGAUCGCUCCUCUCCUUCCGUGGCAAUGUAUGGUUUACGUCGCAUUGGUGAGCUAGCUGCUAAGACCCAUGGACAGGAAGUGAAAGACUUCAUUGUGAACGACUUUUACGUAGACGACGGCUUGAAAUCUUGUGCAACUACUUAUGAGGCAGUCAGCCUCAUACACAAAACUCAAGAUGCCAUGAAGGAGUAUGGUAACAUAAAACUUCACAAAUUCUCAUCUAACGUCAAAGAAGUUAUGGAAGCCUUUGAUUCUAACGACCUUGCCAAGAACCUUGUUGACCUGAAUUUCGAUAAGGAUGCCUUAACUCAAAGCAGUCUUGGACUUCUGUGGGACUUACAGACAGAUACCAUUAGAUUCAAAGUUUCUAGUGAAAACAAACCAUCUACAAGGAGAGGUGUACUUUCUGUUGUGAACCGUCUUUAUGAUCCUCUCGGAUUCAUCGCCCCAGUUAUUAUUCAGGGCAAGAUCAUUUUGCGGAAAGUAGUGUCAGACACUUCAGACUGGGAUGAAGCCCUGCCUGAUUACCUACUUUAA
Molecule: messenger RNA, 1653 nt
Organism: Saccostrea cuccullata (small rock oyster)
Lineage: Eukaryota; Metazoa; Mollusca; Bivalvia; Ostreida; Ostreidae
Exons: 2
Coding region: 1-1653 (550 amino acids)
Source: RefSeq, a predicted model, not a curated record